This is a messenger RNA of Rhagoletis zephyria (snowberry fruit fly), 882 nucleotides long. RefSeq lists its product as uncharacterized. The record is from RefSeq and is a predicted model, not a curated record. NCBI's taxonomy places the organism in Eukaryota, Metazoa, Arthropoda, Insecta, Diptera, Tephritidae.
AGUUCGUGUUGCAAUCUCUGAUUUCGAAAUGCAAAACAAUUGUCACAUUUUCCAGAAGCAGCACAACAGCUAUGGAGAAGUUCAAAUUAGAGCAACGGUCUGAAAGGCCACUAAAACUGAAGCAAGAUGUCAUAACGAGAUAGCACAGCACGUAUAUUAUGAUUCAGCGGAUUCUUCAGACAAGUACUGCAAUAUCAAGCGCUAUCUACUCCAAAAGCGCCCCCGACUCUUACAGCUGCUGAAAUACAAGCGUUAGAGGAAAUAGAAAAACUACUUCUUCCUUUUCCAACUAUAACAGAAAAAUGCAGCGGAAAUUAUAUAACAGUAUCAUAUAUUAUUCCGUAUCAAUCUUUACUCUAAAUUAUUGGAGGGAAUUUAAAAACGACUUAUUAUAUAUGAAACUAGACCGCCAACACGAAUGGCCACGAUUCUAGAUCCGCGUUUUAAAAAAGAAGCUUUCAUAUCUGAAAAUAUUGCUAACGAAACAUCAAAUUUACUUGAAAAUGAAAUUAUGCAUUUUAUGGGACAUUCGCACACGCAACCACCUUCCCAACAAGAAACAACGGAAGGUGAAGAUACACUUUUUUCAUUUCUACACGAAAAAAACAGAAACAAAAGGCGGUCAAAACGGGCAGAUUUAAUUUUAAUAAAGCACCAGUACUUGGAGAGACAAAAUGCUGCGCAAAAUACAAACCCUCUGGAUUACUGGAAGCUAGCAGAAGAAGAUUUCUUACCCUUAAAGGAGUGCGGGCAGAAAUAACUAUGUAUUCCAGCGUCAUCAGUAUAAUCGGAACGAAUGUUCAGUAAAGCAGCUUUAAUAGUAAACGAAAAAAGGUCGCAACUAAAGCCUAAAAAUGUUGACGUGCUUUGUUUCUUAAAUAA